Messenger RNA from Brachypodium distachyon (stiff brome), 1898 nucleotides. RefSeq names its product isoflavone 2'-hydroxylase. The transcript is spliced from 2 exons. Gene Ontology annotation, molecular function: oxidoreductase activity, acting on paired donors, with incorporation or reduction of molecular oxygen; heme binding; monooxygenase activity. The coding region runs from base 16 to 1680 and encodes 554 amino acids. NCBI's taxonomy places the organism in Eukaryota, Viridiplantae, Streptophyta, Magnoliopsida, Poales, Poaceae. The record is from RefSeq and is a predicted model, not a curated record.
GAUAUAAAGGUCCCCAUGCAGAGGGAUGGUGCCACGCCACAAAGAUCAAGUCCAAGCUGCGACCUGAUUAAGACACAUCAGUACAUCAGUAGUAGUAGCAGCAGCAGCAGCAGCUUUGUUUCCCAGUUAAGCAUGGAUAAGGCCUACAUCGCCGUCCUCUCCUUGGCCUUCCUCUUCCUGGUCCACUACCUCCUUGGCAAGAUCAAUGGCAACAAGCAGAAAACUAGCAAGCUGCAGCUGCCGCCGAGCCCCCCUGCGAUCCCGUUCCUGGGCCACCUCCACCUGGUGGAGACCCCGUUCCACCUAGCUCUCCGCCGCCUGGCCGCGCGCCACGGGCCGGUCUUCUACCUGCGCCUGGGCUCGCGCCGGGCCGUGGUGGUCUCCUCCGCGGCAUGCGCCAGGGAGUGCUUCACGGAGCACGACGUGACAUUCGCCAACCGCCCGCAGUUCCCCUCGCAGCAGCUGGUCUCCUUCGACGGCGCCGGCCUGGCCCAGUCCAGCUACGGCCCACACUGGCGCAACCUCCGCCGCGUGGCCGCCGUGCAGCUGCUCUCGGCCCACCGCGUGGCCUGCAUGUCCGGCGUCAUCUCCGCCGAGGUCCGCGCCAUGGCCCGCAGGCUCUUCCGCGCCUCUGCCUCGGCCCCCGCAAGGGUCCAGCUGAAGCGGAGGCUGUUCGAGCUCUCCCUCAGCGUGCUCAUGGAGACCAUCGCGCGGACCAAGGGGACCCGGCCCGAGGCGGACGCCGACGUGGACAUGUCCGUGGAGGCCCAGGAGUUCAAGAAGCUGGUGGACGAGAUCGUGCCGCACCUCGGCACCGCCAACCUCUGGGAUUACCUGCCUCUGCUGCGCUGGUUCGACGUCAUGGGCGUCAGGAACAAGAUCCUUAAGCUCGUCAGGAGGAGGGAUGUGUUCCUGGGGCGGCUCAUCGACGCCGAGCGCCGGAGGCUGGAUGAAGGUGGUGACGGUGACGACAAGAAGAGCAUGAUCUCCGUUAUGCUCACUCUGCAGAAGACAGAGCCGGAGCUCUACACCGAUACCAUGAUCAAGUCUCUAUGUGCGAACUUAUUCGGGGCCGGAACGGAGACCACUUCAACGACGACGGAAUGGGCGAUGUCGCUGCUGCUGAACCACCCCGAGGUCCUCAAAAAGGCGCAGGCCGAGAUGGACUCGUGCGUCGGGACGUCCCGCCUGGUGUCCUUCGACGACGUGCCCCGCCUCGCCUACCUCCAGUGCGUCCUCAGCGAGACGCUCCGGCUCUACCCGGCGGCGCCGCUGCUGCUCCCGCACCACUCGUCCGCGGACACGAAAGUGGGCGGCUACGACGUCCCCGCGGACACGAUGCUCAUCGUGAACGCGUACGCCAUCCACAGGGAGCCGGCGGGGGCGUGGGGCGAGCGUCCGGAGGAGUUCAGGCCCGAGAGGUUCGAGGACGGCAAAGCCGAGGGGGCUUUUAUGAUUCCAUUCGGGAUGGGCAGGCGCAGGUGUCCCGGGGAGACGCUGGCGCUGCGGACGGUCGGGAUGGUUCUCGCGACGCUGGUUCAGUGCUUUGAUUGGGAACGGGUGGACGGUUUGGAGGUGGACAUGGCGGAGGGAGGCGGGCUUACCAUGCCAAAGGUCGUGCCGUUGGAGGCCGUGUGCACGCCGCGUGGAACCAUGCUUCGUGUGCUUCGAGAGCUCUGAUCAACUUCUUGGCAUCGGUCGUGCGUUGUUGUAUCCAGUGGUAGUAUUUCUUCUCAAAAGAACAAUAGGGAGGAUCGAGGGUCCAGUUAUGCAUGCGUGUCACGGUAUAAUUAAAUAACGGCUUGUUAUUUUAAUCUUCGGCUUGUAGAGGUGAUGGGAAUCGAACAUCCACUUCCUAAGCACUCUGAGGUCAAUAUUACUCGUCAGAAAGUUUACAA